Sphenostylis stenocarpa is the source of this 1767-nucleotide messenger RNA. Lineage: Eukaryota; Viridiplantae; Streptophyta; Magnoliopsida; Fabales; Fabaceae. The record is from the annotation of a GenBank genome assembly.
AUGCCGCUGGAUUCCUCCGAGCAAGACCUUGACGAUCCUGACAUCGAAUUCGUCGAGUUUGAUCCUUCCGGUCGCUAUGGUCGGUACAAGGAAGUUUUAGGAAAAGGGGCUUUCAAGAAAGUAUAUCGAGCGUUUGAUGAGUUGGAAGGGAUUGAAGUGGCUUGGAAUCAGAUUAAGCUGACGGAUCUUUUGCGUAACUCUGAAGAUUUCGAGCGACUUUAUUCGGAGGUUCAUUUGCUCAAGACUUUGAAGCAUAAGAAUAUAAUUAAGUUUUACAAUUCAUGGAUUGACUCCAAGACCGAGAACAUCAACUUCAUUACUGAAAUUUUCACCUCCGGAACGUUGCGCCAAUACCGGAAGAAACAUAAAAAUGUUGAUUUGAGAGCUUUGAAGAAAUGGUCUAAGCAGAUUCUGGAAGGCCUUUUGUAUCUUCACAGUAAUGAUCCUCCUAUCAUUCAUCGUGACCUGAAGUGUGAUAACAUUUUUGUCAACGGGAAUCAAGGGGAGGUGAAAAUUGGUGAUUUAGGAUUGGCGGCUAUCCUCCAGAAGGCCAAUUCAGCACACAGUGUUAUAGGAACUCCUGAGUUCAUGGCCCCAGAACUUUACGAAGAGGAAUACAAUGAGCUUGUUGACAUAUAUGCUUUUGGUAUGUGCUUGCUAGAGUUGGUAACAGUUGAGUACCCCUAUGUUGAAUGUGCCAAUGCUGCUCAAAUAUACAAGAAAGUGACAUCUGGAAUUAAGCCAGCAUCGUUGGCAAAAGUGACAAAUCCUGAAGUUACAGCAUUCAUUGAAAAGUGUAUUGCCCAUGUAUCUGAACGGUUGUCUGCAAAGGAACUCUUGAUGGAUCCCUUCCUUCAGUCAGAUUAUGAUAAUGAAACUGUUGGCCGAUCUUCAAGAUCUCAAACCCAUCAUUCGGGAAAUAUUUCCCAAAAUCAAGCUCUUGCUGUGGAUACUUCUCUUGAGGCAAGUAGGGAAUUCACGGUGGAAGGUCAGAGGAGAGAUAAUAAUACAAUAUUUUUAAAAUUGCGAAUUGCAGAUUCCUCAGGUCAUAUUCGGAAUAUCCACUUUCCUUUUGACAUCGAAGCAGACACUUCAACCUCUGUUGCUAGUGAAAUGGUUGAGGAGUUGGAACUUACUGAUCAAGAUGUUACAACUAUUGCUAGGAUGAUUGACUCAGAAAUUCGGUAUCACAUUCCUAAUUGGAAUGUCAGUGAAAUUCCUGUUCACAGAUAUAGUCAAGAUUCAGGCUAUAUCUCUGAAAUUAGGCCAGAUGCCUCUCCUUCUGCCAGCAGUCUUACAUUAGAAACAUUACCUUCAGGUCGAAAGUACUGGUCAGACUCACCAAGGGGAGUUGGUGGAAACUCUCCAUCUCGUCCUCUUACUUCAAAAUCUUAUUUUGCAGCGGAUGCAGACGCCGAGGAUGGCAGCCCGGAUGGAAAUGGUGAUGUUUCUGCGGAUGAUCGUCUUGGUGAUUGUAGUGCUGAGAUUGUUGAUUCCCCUUCCAGCGGGAGAAGUAGUAAAUCAGGAGCAACCAGUGAAAAAUCUCUGAAAGAAAUAUCUGGAAGCGUGGAAGAUUCGGAAACAGAAUACAUCAAUCACAUGGCAAGAAAACUGGAGAAUUUGUUGGUUAAACAGAGAGAGGAGUUAGAUGAACUGAAGAGGAAGCACCAAUUAGCUGUCUCGGAUCUUUUGAAGGAACUUUCUCCAGAAAUUAGCCAGAAGGUUCUAAAUAUAUGCAACCUACAGAUACCUGGCGGUCAAAUGUAG